CUUAAUAUUCUUCAACAUUCUGCAUAACUUUUUUUCUAACAAUAAAACUUCCCCACUUCUUCGUGAUCCUAUCUCAAUCUCUGCUGAACAUCAAUGGAAGGCAAAAAAGUCGAAGUAUAUCAUCACUGCGCGCACAUAGAGAGGAAAGAUAAAAUCAUAGAAACCUUACGUCGGCGGAUGGAAACAGAGGCAGAUGACAAAGAAAACGACGUGACACGGCCAAUAGAUUGUGAAGAUAUACUCGGAGAAAUCUUUCUUCGAUUGCCUCGAAAAUCGUUUACUCAGUUUAAGGCUGUCUCGAAACAAUGGCUUGAAAUCAUAUCUUCUGAUUCUUUCAUUCGAGACUACGACACCAAGAAUCUCCCAUCCUUGUAUUCCUUCCACGUGAAAGUGCAGCGUACAGCCCAUCCAAUAAAGCUACCAUCACUCUCUGACGACGGCCGCGCUAGUUCUGUCGUCGUGGGGUUUCACAGCUUUCCUCGACGUUAUAACUCCAUUAUUGAUUCCUCCAAUGGCUUGAUACUCUACCACUCCACCGACAGUGACCCUUGCAAGCCAAAAGCAGAAAAGCUCAAAAGCUUCUUCUUUCUGCGAAACCCUGUCACGGAUCAAUACUUUCCAAUCCCCGUGCAGCCUCACGGAGUACUCUGGCCCCCUUCGAUCAGAGUUGGACCGACCGGCGAAGCGCUAGCCAUGGGUUUCGCCUUUGAUCAUUCAUCAAACCCACCCCAUCUGAUUGUAAUGGAAAUCCUUAGGAUGCGCAGAAACAUUUUACGAGUAAUCUCCUACUCGUCUUAUACUCGACGGUGGGAUUUCAAAGAUCAUGAAUUAGCUUUGCCAAACCAGCUCGACCCAGAAAAGGAGAGCGAAUAUUUCAGGUUAUAUGGUCCUUCUACGUUUCUCAAUGGAAAGCUUCACUGGGUUUCGUUUUGGUCAAUCAUUCUUGCCUAUGAUGUAAAAGGAGCUAGCUUUUCUGUAAUAGAAGGUCCUGUAAAUGGAUAUAUAUUCAACGAAAGGAAAACUCCUGGAGGUGUGUACUUGGGAAAAUCAAGAGAACGUCUAAUCUUCAUUCAAUUCAGUUUCGCAGGUGUGUUUGAUAGGAUCGUAUCUUUGUGGACUCUUGAGAAUCACCAUAGCUGCAGGUGGAUUCCUGGGUAUCAGAUCAGGAUGAACAAUAUGCCGGCACAUCUCACAAACAAGUUUUGGCCGCUGAUGGCAACGGAUAGAAUGGACAACAAAAUACUUUACCUUUCUAUGGAAAAAAAAUUGUACUCGUAUCAUGUCGACAAGGAGCUGUUUCAUUGUCACACCCCUGAUGCCUCCGAGGAAAGACAUUUUUAUUUUUUGGAAAUGCUUCAUCUUCUUGAGUUGCCGCGGUGUCCCCCGCCGAUCUUAUACAAUUUGUAUGAGCUGCCCAAGUUUCCACCUUUUAUACCCCCUCAGCAUUACUUCUCUGCACUCUUUGGCGAUGGUCCUUUUAUGGGAUGGCAUGACUUCAACGAUAUGCUUCAAUCAGCUGCAAUUCCUUGAUUCAUGAUCUACACACCAAAGUUAGUGGAGAUAGUCUUCUUCUAGGGAGCAUGCAUGGUAAUUAGUUCAAGCUAGCAUCUUCUAAGAAUGUAAAUGAUAAAAGUUGAAUUAUUUAAACUACUGAUUUUUUUAUGACAUGCUAAUUAUUCGUUUAAAGCAGCAUUCCUCCAGAUAAUUAA
This is a messenger RNA of Juglans regia (Persian walnut), 1709 nucleotides long. RefSeq lists its product as uncharacterized. Bases 94 to 1530 code for a protein of 478 amino acids. Gene Ontology annotation, molecular function: protein binding. NCBI's taxonomy places the organism in Eukaryota, Viridiplantae, Streptophyta, Magnoliopsida, Fagales, Juglandaceae. The record is from RefSeq and is a predicted model, not a curated record. The transcript has 2 exons.